AUGAGACAAAUGCCCCAGCUGCCCCUACUGGGGCUCCUUCUGGCUUCCCUUCUUCCAAGCCAACUAUGCAAGAUCUGUGAUGUAAGUGAAGACAAUCCACCCUGGCUGAACCAUCUGCUGAACACAAUGAUCAAUUCAAAAUAUACUAGUGGAAUCCAAGCAGCCAAUGUUCUGCUGUCCCUGAGACUGGCUGGGUUCCAGAUCCAAAACCUGGAGCAGAAGCUGAUCCAAGAAAUCAAAGACAGUGUGGUAAGGAAAGGGAAUGAGUUAAGCUCCGGACAACUUGCAUGGACUAUAAUGGCUUUGAGAGCAUGCCGUAACCCUGAUGAAACCUUUGUGUCUGAUUCUAAUCUGCUCCAGCGUCUACAAGAGAAAUUUCAAGAUGAAAUUAAAAACAUGGAAGCUCACGAUGGCAAUCCACUAACAAACUACUACCAGCUCAGCCAGGACGUCUUGGCCUUGUGUCUGUUCAACAGGAACUACCCUGCCACAAAAAUCGCUAAAUUCUUCACUCCUGAAAACAAAAACUACUACUUUGGUGGCAAGUUCUCUGUAGAUACUGGUGCGAUGGCUGUCCUGGCUAUGACUUGUGUAAAGAGAAGUAUAAAAAACCAGCAGAUCAAAGCAGAUGAAAACACCUCAUUGAAAAUCAGUAAUAAUAUAGAGUUACUGGUAAAAAAGAUUUUGUCUGAAAAAAAAGAAAAUGGUCUUCUUGGAAACAUAUAUAGUACAGGAGAAGCAAUGCAGGCCCUCUUUGUCUCAUCAAAAUAUUACAAAGAAAGUGCCUGGAAUAGCCAACAGACUCUGGCCACGGUGAUGGAGGAAAUUUCUCGGGGAGCAUUCAAUAUCCCAAUUGCUGCAGCCCAGCUCUUACCUGCCAUGAUGAGAAAGACCUAUUUGGAUGUUAACAAAGACUCUCCUUGCGUCUGUGGUUCAGGUACAAUAAGCAUACAAGGGGAAACGCCCAGUCCUGGGUCUGUGUCUGUGACACCUACCAAGUCACACUCCUCUAUUGAGGUUUAUUACACGGUGAGAAUCAACGAGACGUUUUCCACCAAUCUCAGCGUGGCAGCGGGGUCUGUCUUCCUAGACGUGAUGGAAGCAGCCCAGAAACAAAACAAGACUGUGUUUGGCUUCACAAUGGAGGAGAGUUCUUGGGGCCCAUACAUCACCUCUGUGCAGGGUCUAAGGGCCAACUCUAAUGACAGAACUUACUGGGAAAUUCUGAGUGGAGAUACACCACUGACUCAAGGAGUUGGCAGCUAUGUUGUCCAUGACAGAGAACAUCUGGAGAUUCGUUGGAGCAAAUACUAA
Molecule: messenger RNA, 1314 nt
Organism: Elephantulus edwardii (Cape elephant shrew)
Lineage: Eukaryota; Metazoa; Chordata; Mammalia; Macroscelidea; Macroscelididae
Gene: TCN1
Product: transcobalamin I (vitamin B12 binding protein, R binder family)
Exons: 9
Coding region: 1-1314 (437 amino acids)
Biological process (GO): cobalamin transport
Molecular function (GO): cobalamin binding
Source: RefSeq, a predicted model, not a curated record